AUGUUCGAGGAUAUUAACAAUUCAGGCGAUGGUGGUAUUCACGGACAAGUGCUCAAAAACAAUGGCUUUCAGGGGACUAACCCCGGAUUGACCGCAUAUGCCGCUAUCGGUAAUGUGAAUAUCUCACAAGACACGUCUAAUCCUCUGAGUACGGCAAUUACAUCUUCACUCAAAGUAUCUGUAACAUCCGGAACUACGGGAUACGUGGGUUUUGCAAACACGGGGUACAAUGGUGUCCCGGUGUUGGAAACAACAUAUGCCAACUACUUCUGGAUAAAAGGAACGUAUUCUGGCACUAUCACUCUACAACUUGUCGGAUCAGAAAGUGGUAUCGUCUAUGCUUCUCAUAACAUUACAGUUGACAGUGACCCCACGACAUUCACAUACUAUGAGACUUCCUUUAGAUCGACCGAGUCCCCAGAUGGCAACAACGAAUGGCAAUUGCUUUUUGAUGCGACUGAAGUAGCAGGUAGUUCACUGAAUUUUGGCCUGGUGCAGUUGUUUCCUCCAACUUACCACAACCGGUAUAAUGGCCUUCGAGAUGAUGUAGCUAGCUUCCUAGCCGAAAUUGAACCGUCUUUCCUUCGCUUUCCCGGAGGCAACAACUUGGAGGGAGCUUCACCCGGUGAUCGCUGGAAAUGGAAUGAAACAAUUGGCCCUGUGGUCGAUCGGCCCGGACGCGAAGGAGACUGGACUUACCCGAACACUGAUGCACUGGGGUUGGAUGAGUAUUUAUAUUGGUGUGAGGAUAUGGGCAUGACACCAAUCCUGGCGGUCUGGUCGGGCCUUACACUUGGUGGAGGAAUUAUAUCCGGGUCAGCUCUCGGUCCGUAUGUUGACGACAUAUUGAAUGAACUCGAGUAUCUUUUAGGUAACACAAGCACUACAUAUGGUGCUCUUCGCGCUAAGAAUGGCCGUGUUAAUCCAUGGCCCGUGAGCCAUAUUGAAGUGGGUAACGAAGACAACAUCUCCGGAGGCUGUGGUACAUAUGCAUCCCGAUUCACCCAAAUAUACGAAGCAAUUCACGAUCAGUAUCCUGAUAUAACUGUGAUUGCCUCUACCACGAGCUCGAGCUGCCUGCCCGCGACAUUACCUUCAGGUGUCUGGACAGACAUUCACCAUUACGAAUCACCGAAUACAUUUGUCUCAUUAUUUAAUGAGUGGGACAACUGGUCUAGAGACCACCCUAUCUUUGUUGGAGAAUAUGCGAGCACCACUGGAAAUGACGGUAGUACGACAUAUUGGUCGAAUAUGCAAGGUAGUUGCGGAGAGGCCGUGUACAUGAUCGGCCUCGAGCGCAACAGUGAUAUUGUAAAAAUGGCUAGUUUUGCACCUCUUCUCGAGCACUUCGAUCUCGCUGAAUGGUCGCCCGACCUGUUCGGUUUAGAUUCUUCGCCAGACUCAAUCACCGGAUCAACAUCGUACUACGUCCAGAAGUUGUUCUCGACAAACAGGGGCUCAACGGUUCUCCCGGUGACCUCCGAUUCGGCCUUUGGACCUGUAUACUGGGUUGCAUCAGUCGACAAAUCGACAUAUUAUGUCAAACUCGCAAAUUACGGUUCGUCCGAGGAGCUAGUGACUAUUGAAAUUGAAGGAACAACUGCUGGUACUGUCCAGCUACUCUCUGGAGAGGAACUCGAUAGCAAUUAUCCGCACAACGUAACUAUCACCCCACAGAGGAGUGAUGUGUCAGGCAGUGGAAGCUUCAACGUGACACUACCUGCCUGGGCAGUAGCCGUGCUAGCUGUGUCUUAA
Talaromyces amestolkiae is the source of this 1755-nucleotide messenger RNA. RefSeq lists its product as uncharacterized. The record is from RefSeq and is a predicted model, not a curated record. Gene Ontology annotation, molecular function: alpha-L-arabinofuranosidase activity. The coding region runs from base 1 to 1755 and encodes 584 amino acids. NCBI's taxonomy places the organism in Eukaryota, Fungi, Ascomycota, Eurotiomycetes, Eurotiales, Trichocomaceae. Gene Ontology annotation, biological process: L-arabinose metabolic process. The transcript is spliced from 7 exons.